Messenger RNA from Stegostoma tigrinum, 5509 nucleotides. RefSeq names its product von Willebrand factor A domain-containing protein 2-like. The record is from RefSeq and is a predicted model, not a curated record. Gene Ontology annotation, cellular component: basement membrane. Bases 217 to 2379 code for a protein of 720 amino acids. Gene Ontology annotation, biological process: calcium-independent cell-matrix adhesion. NCBI's taxonomy places the organism in Eukaryota, Metazoa, Chordata, Chondrichthyes, Orectolobiformes, Stegostomatidae. Gene Ontology annotation, molecular function: calcium ion binding. The transcript has 15 exons.
GUUUACAGUUUGUGCAGGUGUUUUAAAAGCAGACGUGCGACAGCAAGAAUCUGAACAGGAAAGCUGGGUAUCUGAUCGCCUGGACCGGAGGCUGUUGUCUCUCCUUUUCAUGUGGUUACAAUUGUCCACAAUUCGGAGUGCAAGGGGAAUCUCAGUGUGGCAGCAUCUGCCGAGUGUCAGAACACCAUAGUCACCCUGCCUUCUGGAACUGCGGAGAUGAAUACGGGGAUGAGGUCCAUCAGUGGAAGUUUGUAUUCUGUCCUUUCCCUCACAAUUUUGGUCUCCCAAAGCUGUGGCUUGCAGCAGCUCAUGGCUGACAAAGAAACAAUCGUGAAGAUUUUGUCUUCAGGAAAGUUAAUCCAGUGCUCAGCAGCUAUUGACAUUUUAUUGCUGAUGGAUGGAUCCUACAGCAUAGGGAAAGGAAGCUUUGAGCAGUCAAAGCACUUUGCUGCUAAUCUCUGUGAUAUUCUUGACAUUAAUCCUGACAGGGUUCGCAUAGGAGUGAUCCAGUUCAGUUCAAAACCAAAAGUAGAAUUUGGGUUAGAAACCUAUUCCACAAGAGAAGAAACAAAAGAAGCUAUCAAAAAAAUUUUCUUCAGGGGUGGUGGCACAGAGAUUGGUACAGCAAUAAAGUACGUGCUACAUAAAGGGUUUCAUGGAGGGCGGCAAGAUGUCCUGAAGGUCAUUGUAAUUCUCACGGAUGGUAAAUCACAAGACAAUGCAACAGUGCCUUUGAGGUUUGCUAAGAACAGUGGAAUGACAAUAUUUGCCGUGGGAGUCAAACAUCCAGGGUGGAAAGAAUUGGCUAGUUUAGCCAGUGUUCCCAGUGAGAUGCAUAUGUUCUAUGCAGCACACUAUAAUGAUGCUGUUAAUGGUUUGUACACUACACUGACACAGUCUGCAGUCUGCUCUGAUGUACACCCAGCCUGCAAGGUGGUAUCACAGUUUUGCAAGAGAACAACAGUCAAUGCUGAGAAGAAAUACCUUGGAAGUCAUAUUUGCUGGAAAGGCAAAAUUGACAGCCUAAAAGGACAUGGAAAACCUCUGACUACCUUCUGUCCUUUCUACACCUGGAAAAGGACAUACAGUCAGAUUCGAACUCGCUGUGCCCGCACCCUGUGCCCAGAUCCCUGUGAUUCAGCUCCAUGUCAUAACGGAGGCACGUGUGUUUCAGAGACCGUGGAUGAGUACAGCUGUUUGUGUCCCCUCGGUUAUGGGGGGGACAAACACUGUACUGGAAACAGGUACCUGAUUCCUGCUGGCAUUACGGACUGUUCUGUUAACUUGAUGUUUUUGGUGGAUGGUUCAUGGAACAUGGGCCUCGAGGGAUUCCUUCAAGCUAAAGCUUUUGUUAAAAUACUUCUUCAGUCCAUCACAACUUCUUCAGCAAGACUCUUAGUGGGAUUUGCUCAGUAUAGUGACAACGUUUGCAUUGAGAUUGGAAUGGGACAGUACAGUGACUUCAAUGGUUUGUUUAAAGCAAUAGAUAACAUAUCCUUUAAUGGUGGAAAGACAUUCACUGGAAAAGCCCUGCAAUAUGUAGCUGACAAUGGUUUCGGUGAAGUCUCUCGAAUGAAUGUUCCUCAUGUCCUUGUAGUGUUUUCCAAUUCUAAAUCUCAUGACUCAGUGCUACUCGCUGCACAACACACUAAAGAAAAGGAGAUACUUGUUUUGUCCAUUGGAAAAAAAUACGUUCAAAAUCAACUAAACCGCAUAGCUGGAGAUGCUCAGCUUGUAUUUGCAUAUAAUGAACCACAAGAACUCUACGGUAAGGUUUUGGAGCUCAGGAGAAAGAUAUGUGGAUUUAACACACCUGAUUGUUUUUCCAAGUCUUUAGAUCUAGUAUUUGCAGUCGAUGCUUCUGGUCAAGCUGGAAGACAGAAUUUUCGACAAAUAAAAGGGUUUGUGAGGAACAUUGUCUCACAUUUUGACAUUGACAAAGACCUCACACAGGUUGCUAUGGUGAUCUACAGCGACAAGCCCCGAACUCUCUUUAACUUGGAUUCAUUUGACAGUGAAGGAAAAAUUAAAAGGGCAAUCAGCUCAGGCCCAUUUCUAGACGGGAGUGCUCACACCGGGAAAGCUCUUAAAUAUAUACAGGAGGAUACCUUAAGUAUCCAGAAGGGAGCAAGGCCAGGAAUCAACAAGGUCGUUGUGGUGAUUACUAAUGGGCAGAGUUCAGAUGAUAUUGUUCCGAAUGCUGAAGAACUCCGACACAGUGGGAUUACUGUAAUUGCACUGGGAAUGGCAGACACUCGGGCAACAGCACUCCUCAGAAUUGCAGGAAGCCGCAAAUUUGUGAUUCCUGUUCAUUCCUAUGAAGAUUUUAAACAUCAUGAAAUCAACUUGGUACGGAAAAUAUGUGAAGUUCCUGCUUAGUGGCAUUAUUUCUCAUUGCCUCAAAAAACAAAAGGACAAUUUCAAAAGCUAUACUAAGGCACAGCUCUCCAUUGCAAGGUCUAACUCCUGAUCAUUCGAUACUGGUAUCUUCUCUCCUACUGAUGUCAGAGUCAUGGGAUCAACAGCAUCAUAAUAUACAUGAGUCUCAUUAUUUCAUGUGUACUCUCUCAAAAACACUUCACAAUAUCACAGUGGCUCAGUGGUUAAUACUGCUGCCUCACAGCGCCAAGGACCAGGGUUCGAUUCCAGCCUUGGGCAACUGUCUGCAUGGAGUUUGUACAUAGGGUGGAAAAUGCAUUGUUAGGGUAGGCUGCUUUUGGAAGGUCAGUGUGGACUCGAUGGGCUGAAUGGCCUGCUUCCACACUAGGGAUUUUAUGAUUCAUGACGACAAUGUCAAGUAGAACAAAUCUUAUAAUCAUAUUUGUCAUCUUAAAGUUAUAUCAUAAUUUUCGGUUUGAAAGGUAUAUGCCAUUAGUUGUUGAUCACUUUUCCUUAAGAUGCAAAAUCCUUUCAAGUGAUACGUUUUUAUUAAUGUUUUAAAAGAUAUAGAAAUUCAAAUUACUCAACACUUGCUGGUUUAAAUGGGAGUUAAUGUUGCCCAUUUCAGUGCAUUUUGAAGCUCGUAGAACAGAUCAAGGUUAGAGUGCACUAAAACACUGCACACCAUUUUUUGUCUAAUCCAAAGGUUCUGCAAUCACACUGUUCUAAACCCUGAAUAGUUUAGCUAGUACAAACAGCAUUCCAUUACUCAACAGUUACUCAACUCCUGGCCCACCUCAUCUCCUACCCUCUGUGAAUUUGAGUCAAUCCAAAAUUUGGCUGCACAGCUCCGAAUUGACUGUUCAUAUAGUACCCUUGCUUGACAAACAUUGGCUGUAUGUUAAAGCAAUAAGUCAAUCCUGAAAUUCUCUUGUUUACAAAUCACUCCAUGUGCUCAGCCCUCCCAAUCUCAAUAGUUUCAUUUAUCUUAUAAACCCCCCAAUUAUCAGCAUUCAUCUAAUUCUGGCUUUGAGCAUCUCAAUUGUUGGCUAUGUCUUCAACUGAUGAAAACCUAAACUCUAGAAUCCCCUCUCUAAACCUUUCUUUUCUCCUUCAAGAUGCUUUUAAAGCUUAAAAUUAUUUACAAUCUGUAUUAAUGCCCUGAAUGACAGGGUUGAAUGUACUAUCAUUAAGCUGACAGAUGACAAAACAAAAAUAGAAGGGAAGUCAAACGGUGAGGAUAACUGAAAGGACCUCCAGAGCAAUGUGGCUAGAUUAAGUGAGUAGGCAGAUAGAAAGCAAUGUGGGGGACAAGUCAGGUUUAUACUUUGGCAGGGAGAAUCCAAGAGAUGAAUACUAUUUAAGUGGAGAAAAACUAGAGGAAGCUACAGCAGAGAAGGACUUAGGAGUCCUUUUGUAUAAAUUACAAAAAUUCAAAUAGAGGUGUCAAAUGGAACAUGGGCCUUUAUUUUAAGAGGAAUCGAGUAUAACGAAAGAGGUGACUUGCUAAAACUAUACAAGACACUAGUAGACCACACCUAGAAUAUUGUGAGCAUUUUUAUGUAAAUUAUAAAUUAUAAAAUUAUAUAAAUUAUAUAAAUUAUUCUAAAGAAAGAUGUAUUUGCACUGAAAGCAAUGAGAAGCUACUUCACCAGGCUGACCCUGAAUGUGAAGGAUGUUUUUUACAAUGACGAGAGAGCAAUUAACUUGGGCAAAUACUCUUGGAAGAACGAGUGGAGACCGAUAGAAGCAAAGAGGGGCUUGACAGGACAAAUGUAGAGACAUUUACAUAUGCAAUCUGGAAGUAUAGCAGGACAAUGGUGAGAGGAGGAAACAUGAUUAAGCAUCAAACAAACCAGCAUCCUAACCAAGCACACAAACUGACAGAAUCAUUAUGGCCUAGGAAUCUGUAAAGUCCAUGCCAGCCUGCUGUAGAGCGAUCCAGUCAUUCCCAAUCCCUCGCUUUAUCUUUGUAGUUCUGCAAGUUUAUUUCCCAUUGAUCUAGUAUUGCAAAGUUGGGUAGAGUAUUUCUGGAUUGGGAGGCAGGAUGGUAGAACUUGGUGUUUGUAAAAUGUUAGGGUGGAACACAUUGUGAGGUCCCUUUAAAAGAUCAUGUGCUUUUUCCAUACUUAGAUUUUAAAAUGGAUGUCAGUGAGCAGUAGCUUGAAAGUCUGUAGUACACUCAGAACACCCGAAUUACAACAUUUGUAGUGAAAGGCUGUAAAGUUAGCAAGUCAAGCACCAGUUUUUACCAAGACAACAGGCUUUUGAAUUUAACCAAUCAAUUUGAACCUGGCACUUGGAUACCAAAAACUUAUUAAAUUUAAGUCUUAUGGUUUUGACAAUAUAGGACCAAUCCUAUUGUAAGAAAUAUUGAUAUGUCAUCAAGAGUAUAAAAAAGGGGCAGUUGGACAAAGGCCCAGAGCUAAUUGCCAUCCACAAGAGCUAACGACCCUCAGUUCUCAACAGAGAAUUGCUGGCUGUUACAGCCUCCUCAAUGUCUUAGAGAAAGCACCACCUAAAUAACAAUGGUAUCAGCCACUAGUUAAUAUUCCUGACAGAAGAAUCAAUGGGGAAAGCACAGAACACUCCAGAAGACAUGUAACCUGGCUCAAUUUUUGAGAGAAUAAAUUCUUUAUUUGUACAUGGGACUUGUAUUUAUUGGAACAGCAUACUAUUAGAAUCUUGCUUUAUCUGGAAGUAGUUAGUCGCUAGAAGGGAUUUACUCAGUUUGUUAAUAGGUUAGUUAAUUUGUUCACUGUUAGAGUUAAAUAAAUUAUUACUUGAUUGUAAAGUGACUGUCAGGGUUUUAUUUUAUGCAACUACUAUAAGUUACUAAAAAGACUGGUUACAACACUUUUCACACUCCUUUUACGUAUUAUGGGGCAAGGUGCACCUCUUUAGGUGUUUUGGUUUUAGUUCUCAGACAGGGAUCAACCUCUGCUUUACAACCCCACUUAUUUUCUUUUGAAAUAAUCAUUGUUUCCACUUCCACCACCCUUGUAGGCCACAAGUUCCGGCCCAUCACUGUAUGCUGCAUAAAAGAACUGUUUCCUAUAUCACCUCAAUACUAUUCCUUCAAAAACUCUUAACUCUCUGUUCCCAAGUUUUUAUACCAACAGUUAAUAGA